AUGCCCCCUCGUAUUCCAUUACCUAGGUUGACCCUGUUCACAGGUGGUAAAGAAUGUUCUCUUUGUGAGGUCGCGAAGCAAGACUUGUCAGUCUUACAUAGAUCAACACCCUUCGAAUUGACUUUAUGGAAUAUACGUGAUCCACCUCUGGGAACAAACGAAAAAGAUUCGAAGAAGUGGAGGAGGUUAUAUCAAUACGAUAUUCCUGUCCUACACCUCGACGAUACAGGAAUGGCAAGUGAGCCAGGGCCAAGCAGAGGAGGGAGGGGCGAAGGAUGCGAAGGAUCAGUAGUCGAGGAUCGGAAUGAGGCUGGGCUCGGGAUUGAAGUGGGAGGGUUCGAGGUGUAUAAGAGUGUCUCAAGAUUCUUUUCUGCCCCAGCAGGUAGAUCCCACAUUGCAAAUGACCAUGAUGAUCAUCCUGACGAUGAGAAUGAUAUCGGUAUCGAACGACAUCAAAGUGAAUCGCGAAAUACGAGACCACCUUGGAGGACAUAUCUGGGUAGAUCAUUCUUAGGAUUAUCAUCACCCAUAGGAGAAUAUACACCUACAGACGAAUCCGAUGCAUUUAUCGAUAUAUUAAGAAAUACUUUUCAUGGAUUCAGUAAUAUACCAAUCGGGAGUGAUAUCCAAGUUAUCGAUCUAUCAAAUCCAAAUCCAAAUCCAAAUCCAGAUCCAGAUCCAAACUCAAAUUCGAUUCUGAAUUGCGAUUUAGGAGGUCAAGGACAGAAUGGUGAAAUGCGUUUCGAGAUUGAUCUUCAACCUGAUUUAAUUGGAUUGAUAAAUGAUCAAUCUAGUGAUGUAUUAUAUGACGAGCCGAUCAAAACCAAAGACGACCUUUGUAUCAAACCGAACAACCAAACAUGUUGGAAUUGUCUAUCAACAGGACAUUCCUAUACUUCCUGUCCUGAACCGAAGAAUCACAAUAUGAUAAGACAUUCAAGAGAAACUCAUUUCUUCAUCAGAGAUUAUAUCAUGCCUGAACAAUACCAACAUUCUUUAGAAUCAUAUUAUUCAAUGAACGUAACGGAAGAAGAAAAAUCAAGAAGGCUAGAAUUGGUGCAUUCAUUUGUAGCUGGACAAAUCUCAUCUCAACUUGAAGAAGCUAUCUGUUUUAUUGACGAAACCAAUGUUGAUUCCCAAGUAGAAGAAAGUAUGGAUCAAGAUGAAUAUCUUGAUUUACUUAAAGAUCAAAUGGAUGUCAAGAGAAGGAGGAAAAGAUGGGAUUGGUAUGAAAGGAUUAUGAGAUGGGGUUAUCCACCAGGUUGGAUCACCGCUAAAGAUCCGAUUCAAGAAGUAGAACGGCGUAUACAAGCCAUUCAAGCUCACGAGAAAGCUUUUGAUCGCAAUGAUGAGGACGACGAAGAGGAUCAAUUAGAGAUCUUCGGUGGCAAUUUGGGCACACCAGAUCCUUCACAAGAUGGAAGUACUUGCUCAAAUCAGAGCGAGUCUGAUUCGGAAACAUCCUAUCAAGAAUCGCUAUAUGAGGAAUUCACGAAGAUUGUCGAAGAUGUCCAAGUUGAAGUUGAAAACCAAGAAGAGAUUGACAUGGAAAUGGACAAUGAUGAUUCUGAAGCGUCUUCGACUCCAAGACAGAGUAGAGUGAUGAAUCUUUCUAAUAAUGGAUUCCCUCCUUCACCUGUAUCUCGUAUGAAUCAAUACAAGCGAAUCAUCAGUGAUGGCGUGAACAACUCGUCUACUUCGGAAGAAAAGGCGCAACCAUUGUCAUCACCCAACAGGAGUCUCCCUCCAUCUCCUCCUUCAAAUGACUCGGCAUCACCACCACCGCCCCCUCCUCCUGAUGAUCUCCCACCAUCACCACCAGCACCUCCUACCGAAGACAUGCCGCCACCACCACCACCACCCCCGGAAAACGCACCUCCUCCUGAUCCUGAUUCAAAUAAGGUCGAGUACGAUACCCAGUUUCCGCCCACCGCUUCUCGCAAUCAUAAACAUAAUGGUAAUCCUUACCUGCAGGAUUAUUACGCUUCUACAUCAACACCAAACCGUAUCGGUUCGUCUACAUCUCAAUCUCAGGCUUACUAUCAAACUCCAUACCAAAGCCAACAAUCACACCAAAUCCCAUACAACCAAACGCCUUAUACUCCUCCAACUCCUCGUGCUUCUUCUAACAACAGAUACGGAAAUACAAGUGGAAGACAAGCGAACUUUAACACACCGUCAAAAACAACACAAGUGCCAUCAUAUAAAGGGAUGCACAAUUCACAGAUGCACACGCAAACGCAGUCACAAAUGCCGAUGAUGAAAAGAUGGGUCAAAUAUCAUACCGAUUUGUUUGAUUCAGAUAGACUCGUUCCUUAUUGUGAAGGCAGACCAUUACCUAUUGGAUUUUAG
Kwoniella shivajii is the source of this 2352-nucleotide messenger RNA. RefSeq lists its product as uncharacterized. The transcript has 6 exons. The coding region runs from base 1 to 2352 and encodes 783 amino acids. The record is from RefSeq and is a predicted model, not a curated record. Lineage: Eukaryota; Fungi; Basidiomycota; Tremellomycetes; Tremellales; Cryptococcaceae.